Benincasa hispida (wax gourd) is the source of this 3443-nucleotide messenger RNA. The record is from RefSeq and is a predicted model, not a curated record. Lineage: Eukaryota; Viridiplantae; Streptophyta; Magnoliopsida; Cucurbitales; Cucurbitaceae.
AAUCGCAGAACCCGCCGUCUAUCUUAGAACCCAGAAGAACGCUGCCGUCUAAAGGAAAUCCAGAAGAAAACUUGGAUCUUUCUCCGUCUCCCAAUUAUAAUUUCACACUCAUAGUCUCUGUUCAUAAAUCUAUCAAUCUUCCCUCACUGAAUCGCGAGCUUAGUUGCGAUUUCUUUCUUAUGGGUGCUGUUUGAUUUGUGCUAUGGACCGGAAGGACAAAGGAACAGCUUCCUUGCUUAAGCGUGUUCUAAUUACUUGUGCGUCUCAGGAUAAAAAAGAAAACAGAGAGUUAAGAGUUUAAUUUUGGAACUUUUUCAAAAUAGCAUCAGCGCUCAUGACAGGGCUCAAAGACGGAAUUCCAGGCAAAACAAUAUGGGGUUUGUGUUGCGGCAAAGGUUCCAAAAGUUGAACGUGAUAUGUGUUUGAAAGAAUUUCUUGAACUGAAGUCUUGCAUGCAAAAUACGCUUCGGGGGAAAUGAUAAGCAUCAUUGCUUUAUUGAAGAAAAUACCAAUAUGAUGAGUCGUAAAGCUUGGAGCACUAGGCAAAAUUUUCUACAUUCACGACAUUGACGCGAAUGUGUGAGGUUUGAGUGAAUAAGCUUAAUUUGGAUUGCAUAAAUUGCUUGGUUUCACUUUCAGAAACUUUUCUCCAAGGUUAAGAGGUGACUUGAUAAAAUGUCUGGAAGACCAUCGAGAUUACAACCCAGUGCUGGUCUAAGCAAAUCCAGUGCUCUCUCACAUGCUUAUAUACAAUAUCCACCCUUACGAUGUAGAAUUCCUGGACUAAGGGGAUUAUUUUUUGAUGAUGGAAAUAAGUUAUUGAUCUGCCGAACUGGGGAUCAGAUUUUCUCAUGGAAAACUGUUCCGUUUAAUCCUGCUGUUGCUUAUACCACUGAUGCAAUUACAGAAGGGCCCAUCUUAUCUAUUCGAUAUUCCUUAGACUUAAAGAUUAUUGCAAUACAAAGAUCAAACCACGAAAUACAGUUUUUGAUUAGAGAAACAGGUGAAACUUUUAGUCAGAAAUGUAGACCAGAGCCGGAGAGCAUUCUGGGAUUUUUUUGGACGGAUUGUCCCUUGUGCAAUAUUGUAUUUGUGAAGACCAGUGGGCUGGACUUGUUUGCUUAUAGUUCUGAUUCAAAGUCCAUUCAUUUGGUGGAGUCAAAGAAAUUGAAUGUGAGCUGGUAUGCCUACACACAUGAAAGUCGAUUGGUGCUUAUGGCUUCUGGAAUGCAGUGCAAAACUUUUCAUGGAUUUCAGCUUUCAGCAGCAGGGAUUGUUCGCUUGCCAAAAUUUGAAAUGGCAAUGGCAAAAUCUGAUGCUAACAGCAAGCCUGUCCUAGCUAUAGAGGACAUCUUUAUUAUCACUGUCUAUGGAAGAAUAUAUUGCUUGCAAGUGGAUAGAAUUGCGAUGCUACUUCAUACCUACAGGUUCUAUCGUGACGCGGUUGUGCAGCAGGGUUCUUUACCAAUCUAUUCGAGUUGGAUUUCUGUGGGCGUGGUUGACAAUGUGUUGCUUGUUCAUCAAGUAGAUGCAAAAGUAGUUAUCCUUUAUGAUAUUUUUACUGAUUCAAGGGCACCCAUAUCCGCUCCACUUCCUUUAUUGUUGAGAGGUUUUCCUGGACCAAAUAUUGAUGUCCGAAGUAGUAAGCAAGGUAGUGCCAGUUUAGAAGCUGAUGCAGUACCUGAUGAAGCAAUCGUCUACGGGGAUGGUUGGAAAUUUCUUGUCCCAGACCUGAUUUGUGAUCAUGUUAACAAAUUAGUGUGGAAGAUACAUAUAGACUUGGAGGCGAUCGCUUCAAGUAGCUCUGAAGUGCCAUCACUUCUAGAAUUCUUGCAGCGACGGAAAUUGGAAGUUAGCAAGGCUAAGCAGUUGUGCUUGACCUUGACAAGAACUACGAUUCUGGAGCACAGGCCUGUGGCCACUGUUGCUAAGGCUAUAGAUGUUCUAGUCUCAUCAUAUACCCGCUCAAGCAAAGUAGGUCCAAAUGUCAAGGAAUCAAAAACUGACAGGACACAAUCGGUUAUGCCUCAAGUUGGUGGCUCUGGCCCUGUACCUGGUACUAAUAACCGUGAUUCAACUACUGAAGUGGAAAGUGAAGCUCUUCAUCGAACUUCAAUAUUUCCAUCUUCAGAUUCUGAGGAGAAUGCUGACAUUGAACAACUAAAUACAGUUCCAGGCAACCAUCAGUCUAUAGUAGACCGGGAAAGAUGGAGAGGCAUAAUAAGUUCUACUGAAGUUCAGGCAUCAUCUUCACAGUAUCAACAUCUUGGACCUGGAUGUAACCGGUUGAAUGACGAUGUCUCUGAUGAGGAAUCUCUGAUUUCGUCACCAUCUAUCUCACCUGAUGAGAUGUACAGCUUUGUGUUUGCUCCCGUUGAGGAAGAGAUAGUUGGAGAUCCUUCUUACUUGCUGGCUAUAAUUAUCGAGUUCCUCCGCAGGGUUAAUUCAGAAAAGAUCAAAGUAAACCCAAACAUCUAUGUCUUGACAGUCCAAAUAUUAGCUCGCAAUGAACGAUACACAGAAAUUGGAUUAUUUGUGCAGCAAAAGAUUAUUGAACCUUCUAAAGAGGUUGCCUUGCAAUUACUGGAGUCUGGUCGCCAUAAUUUCCCGACAAGGAAACUGGGUCUAGAUAUGCUCCGGCAGCUUUAUCUACAUUAUGAUUAUGUGUCUCUGCUCGUGCAAGAUGGAUAUUACCUCGAAGCAUUGCGCUACACACGGAAGUUUAAGCUAUCGCAGGAAUCAAACGCAUGCGUUGGAAGGCAAUCGCAAAAUCAAACGCAUGCGCUGAAGCCUGGCGAUCACAAAGACAAUCGCAUACACGGAAGCCUAGCAAUCGCAAAGAUGACUGCAUGUGGGGAAUCUCUCCAUCGCAAAGGCGAACGCAUACGUUCGACGCAUGAGUGUUGCAGCCAUCAGCCGCAUGCAUCCAUCGCAUAGAAGUUGUGGCCGUCAAGCGAAUGCGGUCAUCGAAGAGAAGUUGCGGCCAUCAAGCGAAUGCGGUCAUCGCAAGGAGAUUGCGAUUAUGAAGUUAUAACCAUAAUAGAAGGCCGAUCGCAAGAUGGGUGGAAUGCGUUGAUACUUCAAUUGAAAUAAGCUCGAACGCAUACCUUGGGAGUAUCAACAGAUAAGAUGAUAUGACAUUGCCCAUACCGCGACAAAGGUAGCAGUGAGCCAGAAUGCAAUCAUGAUUGUUGUCAGCAUUUAAACUCUAUAAAUAACCCUUGGACCUUCACUUCAAGGCAUCCGAACUUCUGCCUUAAGACAGAGGUUUGCGAUCAUAGAUGAGAGCAUGAGCGAGAUUUUCUGUGAGGAUUCUUCAUUUCCAUAAACCAGUCCGAGUGACGAUCGGAGCUUUCGCCGGAGAUAGAGCUCGAGAGAGACAUCUCCACCAUCCAUCCAUGGCAUCACCAGCAGCCUUGAUGCAGAGUCUUUCAUUUCUUCUC